Messenger RNA from Saccostrea echinata, 1753 nucleotides. RefSeq names its product carboxypeptidase T-like. Gene Ontology annotation, biological process: proteolysis. The coding region runs from base 275 to 1606 and encodes 443 amino acids. The transcript is spliced from 7 exons. Gene Ontology annotation, molecular function: zinc ion binding; metallocarboxypeptidase activity. Lineage: Eukaryota; Metazoa; Mollusca; Bivalvia; Ostreida; Ostreidae. The record is from RefSeq and is a predicted model, not a curated record.
GAUUCAGCAUCCAAAGAAAGUCUAGUACUGUGCAUCUCUAGAUGCAUCAUUCAUGCAAGGUGCGUGUCUUACCUUUAAGUGUGAUGUACACGUGAGAUUAUUCAGCCCAGGAUAAUGAUGUACUAGGCGGAUCUUUCUUGUUAACCGACUGUGACAGAGCUCGCUAUUCCACGUAGUCUCACCACAGAUUAUCUUUGUAGCAAUGUGAUGUUGAUUCCUUCCUAACAAAUUUGGUUCUAACAAUUUUACGUCAAAACGCAAUGAUUGUUAAGAAAUGGUAUGGAAUGUCAACAGUUUAUUCACGACCCAGGAUAGAGUCAUGGCUGGAUUGUUUAGAAGGACUAUGUGGGUUCAACUCUUUGUUUUAAUCUUUCCUGUGUACCUGUUUAGUAAUAUACAGUGUGUGAAUGUGAAACCACAAAAAGAAAUCUAUGUGCCAAAUUACAGGUUCUACCAUAAUUUAAAUCUUAUCGAGGAAGAAGUCAAACUUCUGUCCAAAUUUCCAAAUUAUGUGAAGGUGUACACACAGUACAAGUCUAGAAAAAACAGACCCCAGCAUCUUUUACACAUAUCAAAUUUUAGCGAAUCAAAAGAACUUGAAAGAUUUAAAGACUCGGAUAGCCUGAAAAAUAAACCGAGAUUACUUUUCUCCUAUGGAGAACAUGCAAGGGAAUUCCUCCCAGUUGAGAGUGCAAUACGUUUUAUUAAAAACAUAACAGGUGGUUUACUGUCUUCCUCAGAUGUAUUUUCUAGAAAGUUUACACAGCAAAUUCUGUCACAAGCAGAUAUAUACAUUAUACUAAUGGCUAACCCAGAUGGACGGCAUUAUGUUGAACAAAUGAAGAAUUACUGCUGGAGAGGAACCAGUACAGGGGUGGAUCUAGACAGAAACUUUGGGUGGGAGUUUGGAGGGAUGGGAAGUUCUGAUGACCCAAAUGACGAGGAAUUCAGAGGAAAGAAACCAUUCUCAGAACCUGAGAGUAAAGUUUUCCGGGAGAUAAUAUCAGAGAUAGCAUUUGAUGCUUUCUUCUCUUUCCAUUCAGGGAUCAAUCACAUAUACAUUCCAUAUUCAGAUACAAGAUCUAGGGAGAUCCAGAGAGAACCAGACAAUAUUAAUGAGAUGCUCCGUAUGGCCUCUCGUUUAUCACGCUGCACCAUGUACCGGUACCAAUAUGGAACCGCACCCCAGCUGAUCAAUUACACUGCAGACGGCACCAUAUUUGACUACAUGGCAGGAGUCCAAAAAAUCCCCUUCUCCUUUACGGUUGAGUUGUGGGGUAGACAACAUGGAGGACCAAGUUGUUUUGAUUUGUUUAAUCCAGAAAGUCAAAACCUGCAGGAAGUGGUCAGCUCCCUUCAUCCACUAUACAUCAACAUUAUAGCCCACCUGUCUGAAUGGAAAUCUAGAAAUCACAGAGAAAUGGCUAAUCCAAAUACUGACAGUCCCUCAUUAGUAUUGGGUUACAUGAUGUUAGGGAUCACCGCUGGGGUUUCUUUGAUGGUUUGUCUUCACAGAAAAUUCAGAAACUGUCCUAAGUUUUCCCCUCAUCAAAGAGUUGUCUCCCUUAAAACUCUGAGUUCUUCAUUUUCUACAAAGAAAUUGUGAAAGUAAACCUCCUUAAGGAUGCCUUUAAUAUUGAUAUUUUUUAAAAAUUAUAUAUACUUUUUUUUUAAUUUAUUUUGCUCAAAAAAGAAAUCCUUAUCUGAAAUUUUAUUUCUUGUGCAAAAGUCCCAUUGAGAAAUCCUUUGUAUC